AUGACGGGCAGGCUGAUGUACCUGGCUCUCAUGCUGUCACUGUGCAUUAUCAGUGCAUCUUAUGCAGAACUGGCAACAUCACUGAGUGGCUGUUGGAAAAAUGAGCUUGGAUCUACCAUGAAGAUUGAUGUGAAUGAAGCUGGGCAUAUAAGAGGCACCUAUGUGUCGCAAGUGUCAAUGUCUAAAAAGCCUGCGGAAGGGGUUGUGGUUGGAUAUCAGCAAGAUCUCACCCAACCAACCUUCGGGUUCAUAGUGAAGUGGAUUAAGGCUGCAACUAGUGUCUCCGUUUGGGCUGGGCAGUAUUUUAAGGUUGGAGAUGAAGCAAAGUUGAUUACCAUAUGGUUACUCCGAGCAAGCUGUCUAGAUCAAGGGGAAAACUGGAAUGCCACCAGGGUUGGGAUGGAUGUGUUCUCUCGUAAUGAUACCGCGUGUAAACUCACCAACCUUCGGUCGGAGUCUGGAGAAAUGAAACAGGAGGUUAGCUCUGACGGGGAGUUCAGUGGGUCAUAUCAUGCCUGA
This is a messenger RNA of Carcharodon carcharias (great white shark), 519 nucleotides long. Its product is annotated as avidin-like. The transcript is spliced from 4 exons. Lineage: Eukaryota; Metazoa; Chordata; Chondrichthyes; Lamniformes; Lamnidae. The record is from RefSeq and is a predicted model, not a curated record. Gene Ontology annotation, molecular function: biotin binding. Bases 1 to 519 code for a protein of 172 amino acids.